Molecule: messenger RNA, 3358 nt
Organism: Drosophila serrata
Lineage: Eukaryota; Metazoa; Arthropoda; Insecta; Diptera; Drosophilidae
Gene: Mef2
Product: myocyte enhancer factor 2
Biological process (GO): cell differentiation; positive regulation of transcription by RNA polymerase II
Molecular function (GO): DNA-binding transcription factor activity, RNA polymerase II-specific; protein dimerization activity; histone deacetylase binding
Source: RefSeq, a predicted model, not a curated record
UUCAGAAGCUUUUAUUUACCAUUCGGUCACCGCCAGAUAAAACGAUCAAUUGAUAUUGAUUGCAUUGAUUUCGGUAAUCGGGAAGUAAUUGAAUAUCGCCAAGAUCGCUGACAUUAUCCCCAAACUGUCGUAAAACGUGCGCUCUUACGUCGGUUGAGCUAGCGUGUGUGUUUUGUGUGUGUGGUGAGUUCUCCUCUCCCACUGGCCCCUCUCUCUUUCUGUCACUCUUUCCCCCCGCCCCUCGUUUGGCCCCACGUUGGCUCAGCGCGCAAAAGUAAAGUUUAGUGCAAAUAAAUAGCUUUGCUUAUCUCAAAGCGCGGGCUCGAAUGAUGAACAUGUGCCUGUGUCUGCGUGCUAGUGUGUGCCGAGUGAGUGCGAGUGUUGUUAAUUAAUUUACAAAACAGAAGUGCGAAAAGGCAAACGAAAAACACAACAGCAACAACAAGCAAGGAACGGUAGUGGCAUGUGGGGCAAUUCGCCCACCUAAAAAGCACCAGUCCCCCCCUCCGCCUGCGUGAACUGCAGCCUGCAGCCAGAAAACGAAAGUUCUUUUACAUGUAACAAACAAAAACAACAACAACCACCACACGUAAAUACUCUGAGAGAGCAGAGAGAGACUGCUGCAAAGUGAGAGAGAGAGACAGCGGACCAGAGAGCCACUCGGACACUUGGCCUUGAACUUGUGGGACGUUAUACAACUGGACAGCAUACAAUUCUCAGGUGGAAACGGCAACGUCCACGUUGAUGUCAAUUUCCCGUUAACAGCGAACAAUAAACCAAUGUACAAAUCCCUCAGAUAGAAGGGUAUAUAAGUAAAGUUUUCUAGAUCUAUACACGGAUAUUGGCAACCUAUAAUGGCAGCUGAGCUGUGGCCAUAGAUACAUUUUGGUGGAGAAAAACUGCAAGGAUAGUUGGAAUCAGUCUCAGAAUCAGCACCAUCUUUUGUACCUGUUGUCGGCAAAAACAAGUUACCUGAGGACAAUUUAUAAAUAUAUAUAUAUGGAAACCCAAUUAUAUAACGUAGUAUAUACACACACCUCAAUAUACAAGGAGAAUUUGCCGUUUUGACAAGCCGUCCACUUAUACAAAAACACACACUAAAGGAGCCAGGAAGAACGUUAAAUAUGCCCCUCGUCUGCCACAUUAAUCCGAAGGAGCAGAGGAGCAACUAAGAGCGAGUAUUCAGCGUACAAGAGUAACACAGGAGGAGGAUCCACAGGAAUCCAACCAAAUCAGCCAGCUGAGCAGCAUCAGCAUCUCCAUUAUAUUUGCAAGGAGCAGAAAACUGUUGCCAUGGGUCGCAAGAAAAUUCAAAUAUCACGCAUCACCGAUGAACGCAAUCGGCAGGUGACCUUCAACAAGCGCAAGUUUGGCGUCAUGAAGAAGGCCUACGAGCUGUCCGUGCUCUGCGACUGUGAGAUCGCCCUGAUCAUCUUCUCGUCGAGCAACAAGCUCUAUCAAUAUGCCAGCACCGACAUGGACCGCGUCCUGCUCAAGUACACCGAGUACAACGAGCCCCACGAGUCCCUCACCAACAAGAACAUCAUUGAGAAGGAGAACAAGAACGGCGUCAUGUCGCCGGACUCACCUGAAGCUGAAACGGACUACACACUGACACCGCGAACGGAGGCCAAGUACAACAAGAUCGACGAGGAGUUCCAGAACAUGAUGCAGCGCAAUCAGAUGGCCAUUGGCGGAGCAGGUGCUCCGCGCCAAUUGCCAAAUAGCAGCUACACGCUGCCCGUCUCCGUCCCCGUGCCGGGCUCCUACGGCGACAAUCUGCUGCAGGCCAGCCCCCAGAUGUCGCAUACCAUCAGCCCACGUCCAUCGAGUUCGGAGACGGAUUCAGGUGGGAUGUCCCUGAUAAUCUAUCCAUCGGGUUCCAUGCUGGAGAUGUCGAACGGCUAUCCGCAUUCACACUCGCCGCUUGUGGGAUCACCGAGUCCGGGUCCCAGUCCUGGCAUAGCCCACCAUUUGUCCAUCAAGCAGCAGUCGCCGGGCAGCCAGAAUGGACGAGCUUCCAACCUAAGGGUCGUCAUACCACCGACCAUUGCUCCCCUACAGACCAACAUGUCCGCGCCCGACGAUGUCGCCUAUGCAGAUCAACGACAGAGCCAGGCAUCGCUGAACACGCCCGUUGUCACGCUGCAGACGCCGAUACCCGCCCUCACGAGCUACUCCUUUGGGGCGCAGGACUUCUCCUCCUCCGGGGUGAUGGGCAGCGCGGACAUUAUGAGCCUCAACAACUGGCAUCAGGGCCUGGUGCCGCACUCUAGUCUCUCGCACCUGGCUGUCUCGAAUAGCACGCCGCCGCCCGCCACCUCACCCGUCUCCAUUAAGGUGAAGGCGGAGCCGCAGUCGCCGCCGCGCGAUCUCUCCUCCAGUGGCCAUCAGCAGAAUAGUAACGGAUCCACGGGCAGCGGCGGUUCCAGCAGCAGCACCAGCAGCAAUGCCUCGGCCAGCGGUGGCGGAGCAGGAGGAGGAGGAGGUGGAGGUGGCGGUGGUAAUUCAGCCGCCGCCAAUGUCAUUACGCACUUGAACAAUGUCAGUGUCCUGGCAGGAGGUCCAUCGGGACCAGGCGGCGGUGGCGGAGGAGGUGGAGGUGCUGGAUCUGGUGGCAGCAAUGGCAACGUGGAGCAGGCCACCAAUCUGAGCGUGCUGAGCCACGCGCAGCAGCAGCACCUGGUUAUGCCCAACUCGCGGCCCUCGUCCACGGGUCACAUCACACCCACACCAGGGCAUGAUAAGUAUGAAGGAUAUCCGUACCGCGCGCUAAUGGGACAUAAUCCUAGAUGGAAUUUUGCCGGUGCGCCGAGCAGCGACCAGGAUGUGCGUCUCGCCGCCGUGGCCGUCCAGCAGCAGCAACAGCAACAGCAGCAACACCAGCAGCAGCAGCAACAACAGCAGCAACAGCAGAUGGGCGACUACGAUGCACCCAACCACAAACGGCCGAGAAUAUCGGGCGGAUGGGGCACAUAGCCGGCACGUGGUGUAGGCACCAGCAGCAGCCACUACAAGCCACAUCACAACAACAACAGCAACAAUAACAACAACCACCACCACACCAGCUGCAGCGCCACCACCAGCAGCAACUCCAUCAGCAGCGGCACCAAAAAGCCCACGGACUGCGACGAUCUGGUCAUGAUGCCGCCACCGCCACGCAAGGAGCUCCUGCAUUCGCGUAGCAGCAGCUCCUAUGGCCUCCUGCAGGCUACGGGCUACGACUGUUACGGCCAGCAGCUGGCCGUGGCCUACGGGUCACAGCAGCAUCCGUAGCAACCGAUCCCAAACCCACACCAGUGCAAUAGUUUCGAGGGGAGUUAGCUGGAGGAGCAGGAGCAGGAGCAGGAGCAGGAGC